Molecule: messenger RNA, 677 nt
Organism: Sinocyclocheilus grahami
Lineage: Eukaryota; Metazoa; Chordata; Actinopteri; Cypriniformes; Cyprinidae
Product: protocadherin gamma-A4-like
Exons: 4
Coding region: 112-651 (179 amino acids)
Biological process (GO): homophilic cell-cell adhesion
Cellular component (GO): membrane; cell-cell junction
Molecular function (GO): calcium ion binding
Source: RefSeq, a predicted model, not a curated record
UUUGAGAGCUCCUCCUACAACUUUACAAUCAAGGAGAACGAACCUGAGGCCACGAUAGUAGGCAAAGUCAAGGCAUUAACAGGGAGUCCACUGGUUACAGUCAGCUAUAACAUGAAGUCACACAAGGAUGUCUUCUCUGUGGAUGGUGAGGGAAUCAUAAAAGCUCUCAGACCACUGGACAAGGAGGAAGAGGAGUGGUACAUCCUCACAGUAGAGGCCAUAGACUCCAGAACUCCUCCAAACACUGCAGAGACAAUGGUCAGUGGUCAGGUUGUGAAUGUGAAUGAGGCUCCUGUGUUUGAUGCUACAAUAUAUGAGGCCCAAAUCCCCAGUAAAUCUCCAUACAAAUUCCCUAUAGUGAAGGUUCAGGCAUCAGACCCUGAUGUGGGCGAGAGCUCAAAAUUGCAGUAUUCCCUACUGGAGCACUGUCCACUGCUGGAUGUAGAGGCAAACACUGGUCAGCUCUACGUACUGGAUGUAUCCGGUUUUGGAGAUGGUCUGUUCACCUUACAGGUUAAAGCCACUGAUGAACUCGGACUGUUCACAACUACAACAGUAAUGAUCAGAGUGAGAGAAAGUGCAAGUGACAACUUUGUGGUCAUUCCAAAAAAGCCUAUGUUCAAACUGAAGAAGAUGAUACCAAAGAAAUGAUGCCCCUGCUCGGCAUGGGCUCUUUG